GCGUGGAGAGGAGCGUGGCCAUCUCCUCCCCCACCAUGGCGUGUGCUCAUAUGCUGACAUCAGUGUACUCUGAAAAGGGGGAAUCAUAUGGCAGAAAAGUCACUUUGUCUGUUGUGUUCAAGGCUCCCAUUCAACCAGAUACCGUGAAUUUUGUUUAUACCAACUUGCGCAAAAAUAAUAUAUAGCCCUGUGCUGUCAGGGAAUUAGCAGGUCAUGAAACCAGUGCUGGGUUGUGGGGUACAGGCAGAGCCGUGGCUCAGAUUCCCAAAAUUCAAGGGGGUGGGACUUAUCGUUCUGGGCAGGGUGCUUUUGGCGAUAUGUGUCGUGCGGGCCGCAUGUUUGCACCAACCAAAAUCUGGCGCCGGCGGCAACACAGUGAACACAACAGAAGCAAAAUGCCGUCUGCUUGCUCUGCCCUGGCUGCCUCGGCCUUACCUACACUGGUCAUAUCUGAAGGUCAUCGUAUUGAGGUAGUUUCUGAACCUCCUUUGAUGCCUGAAGAUAAAGUUGAAGGCUACAAGAAAACCAAGGAGGCUGUUUUGCUUCUUAAGAAACUUAAGGUCUGGAAUGCUAUCAAAAAGGUCUAUGCCUCUCAGCAAAUGAGAGCUGGCAAGGGCAAAAUGAGAAACCAUCAUCGUAUCCAGCACAGGGGACCUUGCAUCAUCUAUCAUGAGGACAACGGCAUCAUCAAAGCCUUCAGAAACAUCCCUGGAAUGACUCUGCCUAACGUAAGCAAACUUGUUCCUCAGGGGCACAUGGGCCAUUUCUGCAUUUGGACUGAAAGUGCUUUCCGCCAGUUAGAUGACCUGUGUGGCACUUGGCGUAAAGCGGUCACCCUCAAGAGUAACUACAACCUUCCCACGCACGAGACGCUCGACAUACACCUUAGCAGAAUCUUGAAAAGCCCAGAGCUUCAAGGAGCCCUCCAAGCAUCUCGCAAGAAGAUUCAUCUCAGAGUCCUGAAGAAGAAUCCACUGAAAAAUCUGAGAAGCGUGUUGAAGCUAAACAAAUAUGCAAAGAUCAUGCUCCGGAACAGCAUUCUUCUCCAGGCCAAGAACCACCAGCUCUGGGGAGAAUACGCAGCAGCUGCGCUAGAAGCCAAAUCUGAUGAGAAGGGGGUUCCAGGCAAGAAUCCAGCUGUAGGGAGGAAAGCAAAGAAGGAUGUUGGUGCUACGAAGCAGAAGAAGCCUUCGGUGGGAAAAAAGGCUGCAGCUACCAAGAAACCAGCAGCUGACAAACCUGAAGGAAACAAACCCACCACAGAAGAAAAGAAGCCCGUGGCAUAA
Messenger RNA from Rhinolophus ferrumequinum (greater horseshoe bat), 1286 nucleotides. RefSeq names its product 60S ribosomal protein L4-like. Gene Ontology annotation, biological process: translation. Gene Ontology annotation, molecular function: RNA binding; structural constituent of ribosome. Lineage: Eukaryota; Metazoa; Chordata; Mammalia; Chiroptera; Rhinolophidae. Gene Ontology annotation, cellular component: ribosome; cytosolic large ribosomal subunit. The record is from RefSeq and is a predicted model, not a curated record.